CAACUUUUUUCAUGAUGUAAGCAGCCUUUUUUAUAAUACCGAUGACUUUCAACAAGUGGAAGAACUUGAAACUGAAAACAAUUUAAAAAAAGAGUUCAAAUAUAAUGAAGAUUUAUUUGAACAACUUCUAGUUGAUGAUAAUGAUUCCA
Molecule: messenger RNA, 149 nt
Organism: Funneliformis caledonium
Lineage: Eukaryota; Fungi; Glomeromycota; Glomeromycetes; Glomerales; Glomeraceae
Source: the annotation of a GenBank genome assembly